CUCUCUCUCCACCCCCUUUCAGAGCGUCAUGCCGAGGCAGUUGGUUCGCUCCGCCGUGUCUGGGGCUCAGCGAGAGCUGUGAGAGGCUGUUAUUUAGGUCUGUUACAGCACACAGGGAGCAGCUCACCCAAGGGCAGGGGGAGAAGAGAGAGUCAGAGAGAGAGAGUCAGAGUAACGCUCAGCUCAGCCAGGCAGGAACCAGAUCUGCAUUCCAGCUGAGAGGGAGAGAGGGGAAACUCCAGCAUCGGCAGGAAAGGGCAGCAGAGAGAGUGACAGCCAGAGAUAAGUGGAGGCAGGGAAGGGAAGGUAGCAGAUCCGGCUAGCUGUUGCUGCUGCUGUUUGUUGUUGUCACUGCCUCAGCGAGUGACGUGAGCGCUGGAAGCAGGGCAGGACGCAGGCAGGACUGAGGGCUCUUAGUGAUUUUUGCUGAGGGCGGGGGGGGGGGGUGCCAUGUUUGACUGUAUGGAGGCUCUGGGAAUGGGUCCCCGUCAGCUCUAUGAUGUCACCAGCCGCGGUGCAUGCAUGCUGCGGAAGGCAAGCCCCUUCUUUACCGGGCUGGACCCCUUCGCCUGGACGGGCAGUGCCAGUGUUCAGUCGGUGGAGACCCAGAGCACCAGCUCAGAGGAGAUGUUACCCAGUUCUCCAUCUCCACCUCCCCCACCUCGUGUCUACAAGCCCUGCUUUGUGUGCCAGGACAAGUCCUCGGGGUACCACUACGGGGUCAGCUCCUGUGAGGGCUGCAAGGGUUUCUUUCGUCGCAGUAUCCAGAAGAACAUGGUGUACACCUGCCACCGAGACAAGAACUGUCAGAUUAACAAGGUCACUCGCAACCGCUGCCAGUACUGCAGGCUGCAGAAGUGCUUUGAGGUCGGCAUGUCCAAGGAAGCAUCUUGUUUUUAUUUUUUUAAAGCGGUGCGUAAUGACAGAAACAAGAAGAAGAAGGAUGUGAAGGAGGAGUUGGUGCUUCCAGAGAGCUAUGAGCUAAGCGGAGAGCUAGAGGAGUUGGUCAAUAAAGUCAGCAAAGCUCACCAAGAAACCUUCCCGUCACUUAUCCAAUUGGGCAAAUACCAUACCAACUCUAGCUCAGACACCCGUGUCCAGCUGGAUCUGGGUUUAUGGGACAAGUUCAGUGAGCUCUCCACCAAAUGCAUCAUCAAGAUUGUGGAAUUCGCCAAACGUCUGCCGGGUUUCACCACCCUCACCAUCGCUGACCAGAUCACUCUACUGAAGUCGGCCUGCCUGGAAAUAUUGAUGUUGAGAAUCUGCACACGCUACACCCCAGAACAGGACACUAUGACCUUCUCAGAUGGCCUGACUCUGAACCGGACCCAGAUGCACAACGCUGGCUUCGGACCUCUCACAGACCUGGUGUUUGCCUUCGCUGGCCAGCUUCUACCCCUGGAGAUGGACGACACAGAGACCGGCCUCCUCAGCGCCAUCUGCCUCAUCUGUGGAGACCGUAUGGAUCUAGAGGAGCCACAGAAAGUAGAUAAGCUACAAGAGCCUCUACUUGAAGCUCUGAAGAUCUACGCCCGGCGCCGGCGCCCCAACAAACUCCACAUGUUCCCCCGCAUGCUGAUGAAGAUCACCGACCUCAGGGGCAUCAGCACUAAGGGUGCAGAGAGAGCCAUCACUCUGAAGAUGGAGAUCCCAGGGCCAAUGCCUCCUCUGAUCAGGGAGAUGCUGGAGAACCCAGAGGCUUUUGAAGACCAAACAGAGGGCAAAGAGAGCCCGCCCCCCCCUCCUCUGCCACCACCACCUCCACCGCUCGCCCAGGUGAAGCAGGAGGUCGAGGAUGAGGACGACAGCUGGGCCACAGAGAACGGCAGCGAGCCAUCGCCGGAGGAGGAAGACGAAGACAAUGAUGACGAUGAAGAUCGAGACAGGGGCUCGGACAGUGAUGGGGAGCCCUGGGGGGUUCUGGAUGCCAUCGAUGGGGCGAGGAAAGGCCUUGUUGGGAGGGCGCAGUGAACCAAGCAUUUCAUACAUAUACACAUGCACAUACAGGUUAAAACACAAACAUACAUAGAGACAUACAACACGACCUCACCUACUCUCCACCUCAACAAAAUGCUGGCCCUCCCCCUGUCUCUCCUUACUGCACAUCACUGUGUCCUCCUCAGCGGAGCACAGCAGAGCCUUAUGUGUACAGACACUUCUAACUCAGGCCUCAUGGUCCAUGACAACUGAACUACAGAAAAUAAAGCAAAGGAGAGAUGACAGUAGACCAUAUGAACUCCUGGCCGAGAGGGAAGUUAACGUGACAAUAAGAACAGAAUCUCUUUGAGAAAGCUUAACGCCGUUUUUUUCCCACUAUUGUAGUUUGUAUCUGAAUAGGGGAACGGCCAAACCAGACACCAGAACUGAGCAGUUGAUUCCAAUGGAUUACAACGAGCACAUUUCUGAAAAGACAACAAGAGUACAGGGCAAAACCAAAUCGAGUAUGCUAACCUUUGUUUUUGUGGUUAUUGCUUUUGAAUAUUGUUUUCAGUUUUACUUUUCUUAUUUGUUUCAAUUUAUGAAUAAGUCCAUACAUAUCUAUAUACCAUUAUAUUUUUGCCUUUGUUUGUUAUUUGGUUUUUUAUAUAUGAAUCCUUUUAGACAUUGUUUUCUUUGAAGAGCUUUCCUGAGAAGAUAUUCUUAAGGAAAGAAGGGUAAUCUGAACUGGCUGGGUCUUCCUCAUCAGCUACAUAUGCUUAGCUGGGGCUUUUGGGGGCACUAUGGCUCAAUGUGGAUGUCAAUGAUAAUCAACCCAGAGGACUAUUGUUAUUUUGCAGCGACUUAAUCAGUUUCUGUUAUCAGGGAAUUGGCAUUAUUAUAUUAAGCUCUCAUUGUAGCCGACUUGUGCUGUCAAUGCUGAAAUAAUUUUGUGCCAAAGUUAGGAAAAGUCAUCUUUGGAGCAUGAGUUUGAGUACUGGCAGGGACACCAGCCUUGAUCCAGCAAUCCUCACAGCAGCACGCUCAUUCAAACAUGCACUAACACACCCUGAUAUCACACACACACACAAGCAUACACACACUCCGUUGGCUCUACCCUCAGCUGUAGCAGAUGCGCCGACCUGGCAUCAUCAGAGGUUUACAUUAGACCGUAUAUGUAGCACUUUUGUGAGCCUCAAUUCAAUGAAAGGCACAUCCUGUCCACUGAGAGUGAACUGUCUGUGAGCUUACAAUAUUUCCAUUAGCAUGUCCAAACUGAUGACAACAUCAACACACAGAAUACAAUCAAACUUAGAGCACUCCCCAAUGAUGUCAAUAGAAGAAUGCACACUUACAGCACGGAGAAAAAAACAUCCAGUAGCAACAUCAUGCAUCAACACAACGAACAAAAACAUAUGCAAGACAAAAAAAGCAGGAAUCUUUAUGGAAGACAUUUUGGAAUCAGACUCAGGGCUUUUCAGUAAGGACCAAACCCUAGCUGCUUUCAGCAAGCUAGAAAAAGGCAAUAUUUAUGUGUGUAUUCUUGACUCUGUUUUGAUCAGCUCAACCCCUCAUUACAUUGAAGGUGACUAGUCUGAGCAACAGCAUGGAUGCCAGCGUGACUCUCCCAGAGGGGGACGAAUCAUCAUGGUCAUCAUCACUGCCCCGCCGGUGCUCGCGCUGGCUUCCAUGCAAACAAACUGCCUUCUCAUCCCAAAAGCCAUUAUAUCAUCUUGUCUUCUUGUGUAUAUCGUCAACUCUUUUUAAAGAAGCUAUGGAGGAUUACGAGUUCUCAUGUAUCCUUUCUUUAUUGCCAAAAUGUCUCAGUAGGCGAUCAGCUGUGGGAGCUUGGCUGCUUUACAGCGCAGAGGGUUUUUUCUGUCUCUCUUUGAAGCAAUAUGAACAUUCUUUCUGUAGCAGUGAGAGAUCCCAUUUUCUGAAUAUGUGCAGGUCUCCUCAGUGUGUGUAUGUCUGCGUGCGUGCGUGUGUGAAUGCUUUAACAUGUUGUGAGUCAUUGUGUGAAUGUCUUCAGCACGGUGCUGUCCCACAGAAGAUCUUUUGUGAUGACCUCAUCCCUUUUCUCUCUCUUCUCUCUCUCUCUCUCUCCUCUCUCUCUCUCUCUCUCUCUCUCUCUCUCUCUCUCUCUCCUCUCUCUCUCCUCUCUCUCUCUCUCUUUCUCUCUCUCUCUCUCUCUGCUAACCUGUCAUGAUGUCAAUGAUGGUAAUUCAGGCAGAACAUUGAGAUGAUGUUGUUUCAUGUUUUUUGUUUUUCAACAUGGCCAAGGUGUUGUCUACCCUCUGUUUAUGUCAACUCUUGUCAUACAAAGAAAAGCCAUAUAAACAGUAAGGCACAAUAAACUACUUUUGCGAGAUUA
Gymnodraco acuticeps is the source of this 4291-nucleotide messenger RNA. It is a transcript of the gene rarga, whose product is annotated as retinoic acid receptor gamma a. The record is from RefSeq and is a predicted model, not a curated record. Gene Ontology annotation, cellular component: transcription regulator complex; nucleus. Gene Ontology annotation, biological process: cellular response to corticotropin-releasing hormone stimulus; retinoic acid receptor signaling pathway; regulation of transcription by RNA polymerase II. The transcript has 8 exons. Gene Ontology annotation, molecular function: RNA polymerase II cis-regulatory region sequence-specific DNA binding; nuclear glucocorticoid receptor binding; nuclear receptor activity. NCBI's taxonomy places the organism in Eukaryota, Metazoa, Chordata, Actinopteri, Perciformes, Bathydraconidae. Bases 451 to 1971 code for a protein of 506 amino acids.